AUGGAAAACAUAUCUGAAGUCCCUAAAACACAAGCAGCACUAGAGAAGACACUUAACAAGAGGUUAGAUAAGUUUGAAGCGAGACGAGAGGGGUCAUCAAAGGAGUUGAGCGUGAAAGACCUUGGGUCUUCUUCUGACUACAUCAACUUCAACAAUUUUGUUUAUUCAACAUUUACAUUACUGCGGCAGCAAAUUAAUCAACUAAUUGUUGAUGUUGAUGCCAUUGAAAGUAGACACAGAAAGAAGUUUCUGCUGUUAGGAGGAGUGGUCGAGAAUAGCAACGAGAAUGUACGCGAAUUAGUAGCUUCAGUCAUCUCAAAGAACCUUGGUAUCAACAAUUGUUCCGAUCAAUCGCUGCACGUAUGUUAUCGUCUUGGCAGAAUAUCUAAUGGCAGUUCUCGUCCAAUUCUCAUAAAAUUUAAUCUUCAUUACGACGAGAAGUAUGGGCCAAAAAAGUUUUGCUCAAGAGUAGCCCAUAUGUAA
This is a messenger RNA of Parnassius apollo (apollo), 483 nucleotides long. The record is from the annotation of a GenBank genome assembly. NCBI's taxonomy places the organism in Eukaryota, Metazoa, Arthropoda, Insecta, Lepidoptera, Papilionidae.